GUGUUGAAGUAAUCUAACAAUCUUUUUUGUGUAUUCUGAAAUCUAAAUAAUGUGUGAGUUUGACAUAAAAGACUCUAAAAGUGUGUCUUCAUCACAUGAAAAUCCCUCAAAUGGGAAACAUUCUAACAUGAAACAGGAGGGAUUACAAUCUAAACAAAACUUUUUCAAGGAGUUUAAGGAUGGCUUUGAAGAAACCUUUUUUUCGAGUAAUCGAAUUAAUUCUUUAAAGGGUGAUCAGUCACAUUUUAAGAAGUUUAUUUUAGUCUUACAAGCUGUUUUCCCUAUCCUUGGAUGGGCAAAAUCAUACAACUUUUCGAAAUUUCGAGGGGACCUUCUUUCAGGAAUCACUAUUGCUAGCAUGCAAGUUCCUCAGGACAUUGCAUACGCAAAGCUCGCGAAUUUGGCUCCUCAGUAUGGUUUAUACAGCAGCUUUGUUCCUCCUCUGAUAUACGCUGUGAUGGGAAGCUCAAGGGAGCUGGCUAUCGGACCUGUGGCAAUGGUGUCUCUGAUUAUGGGGACUAUGCUGCAGAAGGAGUUUGAUCCUGUCAAAGAAGCUGAUGACUAUCGACGUCUUGCAUUCACAGCUACAUUCUUUGCAGGCAUCAUUCAAUCUGCUCUAGGACUCUUAAGGUUGGGCUUCUUAGUGGAUUAUCUAUCUCAUGCUGCAACAGUUGGUUUCAUGGCUGGAGCAGCCAUAGUUAUAGCCCUUCAACAGCUUAAAGGCUUACUAGGAAUAAAGAAAUUUACUAAAAAGACAGAUAUUGUCUCUGUUAUGCACUCAGUUUGGAGUGUAGUUGAACAUGGAUGGGAUUGGCGAACAAUCGUUCUAGGAGUAUCAUUUGUGGCAUUCCUUCUUGCUGCCAAAUACAUUGGAAAGAGGAACAAAAAAUUGUUUUGGGUUUCAGCAGUUGCUCCGCUAGUCUCUCUGAUCCUCUCCACAUUCAUUGUUUACAUCAGCCGUGCUGACAAACAUGGUGUUAAAAUUGUAGGACAUAUACCUAAGGGUGUUAACCCAUCAUCAGUUGACGAUAUAUAUUUUUCUGGAACCAAUCUUGCUAAAGGCUUCAAAAUUGGUGCUAUUGUUGGUGUAAUCGCGCUAGCUGAAGCACUAGCUAUCGGGAGAACAUUUGCAGAUAUAAGAGGCUAUGAGCUGGAUGGAAACCAAGAAAUGGUAGCACUCGGAGCCACAAAUGUAGUCGGCUCCUUGACAUCUAGCUAUGUUGUCACAGGAGGGUUUGCCCGCUCUGCAGUAAAUUAUAUGGCUGGUUGUAAGACAGCAGCCUCCAACAUUGUGAUGUGCUUCAUAGUACUAUUGACUCUCAUGGUGAUAACGCCUUUGUUCAAGUAUAUCCCAAAUGCCAUACUUUCUUCUAUCAUCAUAUCUGCUGUGCUUGGUCUGAUUGACAUCAAAGAGAUCAUACGAAUAUGCAAAAUUGACAAGUUUGACUUUGUUGCUUGUAUGGGUGCCUUCUUCGGCGUAAUUUUUCACUCAGUGGAGAUCGGCCUGCUGAUAGCAGUCUGCCUAUCAAUCUUCAAGAUCAUGUUCAGGAUGACGCGUCCACAAACUACAGAACUCCGAAAGCUUCCUGGCUCUUCUGAGUAUAAGAAUAUUCAUCAGUAUUCUGAGGCAAGAAUGGUUCCAGGUGUUCUAAUUAUCAAAGUUGACUCAGCAAUCUACUUCGCCAACUCUAACUAUAUCAGAGACAGGAUAAUGAAAUGGCUGAAUGAGGAGGAGGAACAGCUUGCAGACAAGAACCUCCCCGAAAUCAAACAUCUUAUAAUUGAUAUGUCAUCUGUUGCAGAUAUUGAUACCAGUGGUACACAUGCCCUUGAAAAGUUAUACAAGACCCUUGAAAAGAAAAUUGUGAAGCUUGUAAUAGGAAGUCCAGUGCAAUUCGUAGUUGACAAACUCCAUUCAUCUGGGUUAGUCAAGUUAAUUGGAGAGGAUUAUAUCUUCACAUCAGUCGCAGAUGCUGUACUUACAUGCUCAUCUGCAACACAAGAACCAUGA
Messenger RNA from Chenopodium quinoa (quinoa), 2011 nucleotides. RefSeq names its product high affinity sulfate transporter 2-like. The record is from RefSeq and is a predicted model, not a curated record. Gene Ontology annotation, biological process: transmembrane transport. Gene Ontology annotation, molecular function: secondary active sulfate transmembrane transporter activity. Lineage: Eukaryota; Viridiplantae; Streptophyta; Magnoliopsida; Caryophyllales; Amaranthaceae. Gene Ontology annotation, cellular component: membrane. Bases 50 to 2011 code for a protein of 653 amino acids. The transcript has 13 exons.